UUGAAAGGAUUGGUAAGUUUCUGUGUUGCGAAUACUGCGGACUCGUAUUUAUACAACCCUCGUGGCCAUUUGCAGCAACUGAAGCACCCGCUUAGCACAAGAGAAUUAUUGGGUCGGCAUUUAGAAGUUGAAGAAGCAAUCAGAGUAAGACUGAAACCAACAAUGAGAAGGUUCUUCAAUAAUAGCAAUCAGAGUAAGACUGAAACUAUGAAGAUUGAAGGCACUGUAGUUUUGAUAAAAGCAUCGCUUAUGGAUGUCAAAGAUUACAGUGCUAGUUUUGGAGACAGGGCAGCCGAGCUCCUGCAGAGAAAGGUGUUUUUUCAACUGAUCAGUUGUGAUCAAACAGACAAUGAAACUGGCAAGGGUAAAGCUAGCCCUCAUAAGGCUGCCUUAGACUGGAAUUGGCCAGGCUUGGGAACAGUUGUUACGGAUACAACCCACAAAAUCACUUUUGAAUGGCCCACUGACUAUGGGACUCCUGGAGCUAUACUAGUCACAAACAAGCAUGCUCGAGAGUUUUAUCUCAAACAUGUUUGCAUUCAUCUUCCUGAUCAAGGAGAUGUUAAUUUUCUCUGUGACUCUUGGGUUUAUCCUACAUGGAUGGCUAAGUUUUGCUCUAGUUUGAGUAGUGGACGAAUCUUCUUUGCAAAUAAUAGCUAUCUUCCUUCGAAAACACCAGUAGGGCUGGUGGGUUGGAGGGGUGAGGAGCUGGUAAAAAUGAGAGGAAAUGGUACUGGGAAGAGGGAGCCGUGGGAUCGUAUUUAUGAUUAUGAUGUUUACAAUGAUCUGGGUGACCUUGAGAACGGGAAGAAUCUUGAGAGGACAAUUCUCGGAGGAUCCGCCGACUUCCCAUAUCCGCGGAGAUGCAGAACUGGCCGUAAUCGCCUAAGAAUAAAUCACGCUUAUGAGAGUCGAAAGCAGGAGUGGAAAUUGUCAGCACUUAUAUCGCCAGGCUUCUAUAUCCCGGCAGAUGAGAAGUUCCCUCAAGCCAGUCUUUCUGACUUUCGAGCCCAUUUCUUCAAAGCUUUCUCAAAAAAGUUCAUUUCUGAUCUUGUCACAAAUCUAAAUGUAGUGAAGAAACACUUCGGCAAUUUGAAGGAGGUUAAAAGUCUCUACAGUAAGGGACUUAACAUGCCAGCUGAUAUUACAAUUAGUUUGGCCAAAGCAGUCGUUCCCUUUCAGAUGAUAAAAGGGAUUUUGGAUACAAACGACCAAGCGGUCCUAAAAUUUCCAAAACCCAAUAUAAUAAACAGGGAUGAUAAUGCAUGGAGGACAGACGAAGAGUUUGCUCGUCAAACACUUGCAGGGAUCAAUCCUAUGGUUAUUAAACGUUUGGAGCGCUUCCCGCCAUAUGGCAAUCAGAACCCACAAAUUUACGGUCCACAGAAGAGUUCAAUCACUGAGGAACAUUUGCUUCCUUACAUGGAUAAAAUGUCAGUGGAAAAGGCCAUUGAAAAUAAAAGACUGUUUAUAAUGGACUACUAUGAUGCGUACAUGCCCUACGUGGAACGCAUUAACAACCUUGAGACAAACAAAGUCCAUGCCAGCCGCACCAUCUUCUUUCUUGGGGGUGAUGGAACCCUAAGGCCUAUUGCCAUCGAGCUGUGUUUGCCACCCACAGCUGUGGGACAUGGUGACAACCGCGUCUUCACUCCCAACUAUGCUCAAGAAGACAAGGGAUGGUUGUGGGAGUUGGCCAAAGCUCAUGUGCGAUCCAACGAUUCUGGUUAUCACCAGAUAGUCAAUCAUUGGCUUCGAACACAUGCCGUGAUAGAGCCGUUUAUUAUUUCUACUCAGAGAAAUCUGAGCAAACUGCACCCACUUCACAAGUUACUUGUCCCUCACUUCCGCAAUACCAUGGACAUCAAUCGUGCAGCUCGUGAAAGCUUGAUAAAUGCGGAAGGCAUUGUCGAGAAAUGUUUCAGUCCAGGCAAGUUUGGAAUGGAAAUCUCUUCCAAAGCAUACAUCGAUUGGAAAUUCAAUGAGCAAGGUCUACCAGCUGAUCUGAAAAAGAGGGGUAUGGCUACAGAAAAUGGAGCAGGUGGGCUGGAACUUGUGAUUAAAGAUUAUCCGUAUGCUGUUGACGGGCUUGAAAUAUGGGAUGCCUUGAAAUCCUGGGUGUCGGAAUACUUAUCACUUUAUUACAGCGGUGAUGCUAGUGUAGAGAGUGAUGAAGAAGUGAGAGCAUGGUGGAAAGAGAUCAGAGAGGUUGGGCAUGGAGACAAGAAGCGUGAGGAGGCAGGAUGGUACAAAAUGAAGAGCCUGAAAGAUGUGAAGGAAGCAAUUACCACCCUCAUCUGGGUUACCUCUGCUCACCACGCUGCGGUGAACUUCAGCCAGUAUGACUACGCUGGAUUCAUGCCCAAUCUCCCCAGUACCACCCGUAAGCUUGUUCCACUCAAAGGAUCGGAUCAGUAUUCCAAACUCCUCAAGGACCCAGAAGCAUUUUUUCUCAAGACUCUUACAGACCCUACCACAGCCACUACUACCAUGGCUGUGCUGGAAAUUUUGUCAAGGCAUUCCACUGACGAGGUUUACUUAGGCCAGGGUUCAACCAAAGAAUGGAUUGAUGACAAUAGGGUUUACGAAGCCUUUCAAAAAUUUCACCAGAACCUGUUGGGUAUCGAGAAAAAGAUUACUGCUAGAAAUGAAGACCCAAACCUGAAGAACCGAUGUGGUGCCGCAAAGCUUCCCUACACACUGUUGUUUCCAAACACUUCAGAUGUAACCAAGGCUGGUGGUCUCACCUUUAAGGGAAUUCCUAACAGCAUUAGCAUAUGACAGUGCUGAAAAGCCUAUAACAUUUGUGGUUUUGUGUGUGAGUGAUCAGUGAUCACAAUUUAGUGUUUUGUGUGACUCCUAUGGGAAGUGUUAUGGACCCUUAUGUUCCAUCUCUUUUUCUGGAAACAAAACUAUGCAUUUAAGUAUUACUAAAUAAAAUCAUAGUUGAAUA
Cryptomeria japonica (Japanese cedar) is the source of this 2953-nucleotide messenger RNA. RefSeq names its product linoleate 9S-lipoxygenase 6. The transcript has 9 exons. The record is from RefSeq and is a predicted model, not a curated record. Lineage: Eukaryota; Viridiplantae; Streptophyta; Pinopsida; Cupressales; Cupressaceae. Gene Ontology annotation, molecular function: metal ion binding; oxidoreductase activity, acting on single donors with incorporation of molecular oxygen, incorporation of two atoms of oxygen; protein binding. The coding region runs from base 163 to 2781 and encodes 872 amino acids. Gene Ontology annotation, biological process: lipid oxidation.